AGUCGUUCCACAAAAGCCAUAGACUCUUCCUGAGUGUCCAGUCAUGACCCACUUGACCGGCCUGGUAGUGGACCGUCAUGGAGUCUUCCAUGCGAUGGUGCCGCCGCCGGAGUCCAGGCCGCGCUGGGCGGACUUGGUCGAGUCGGAGGAGGAGAACGACACCGAGGAUCUUCGACCAGCUUUGGACGAUGCUUCCUAUCGCGAGGCUCCGGUGGCCUCGGUCGAGGACUCUCGCUCGGGGCUGAAUGCCAAGUUCGCACGAAGCGCAGUGGCUGGACCUAAGGACUUCUCCUUCCUUUUGCCGCGAGACGAUCAGGUGGCCAACGGUCGCCGGCGCGGCGACACUGAGAAGAGGGGCGCCGGGCUCCAGUGCACCCCAGAGAAGCUGGGGCGGCCGAGCACGGAGGAGCGCAGCCCGCGGAAGGCACCAGGGCCCGGCGCCCGGAAGCGGCGCCCUGCCCUGCCGCAGCAGGCCUUCCCACAGAAGUCCAACAAGAGUCACUUGCGGGAAACCGCCCUCCCCCGUGGUCGGGCGAUCGGGCCCUGUUCGGAGACGGGCUCCAGUGUCCAAUCCGAGGCAGUGGAAGCCACAGAAGAAGAGUGGGAGCAUCGAGAAGUGAUGCGUGGAAAGGCCGUGGCACAAAGUAAGGCAUCUCCAGAGUACCAAAGGUGCCAAGGCCUCGAUCGACUCGAUCGCCCCACGACGCCGAACCACCUGGACCGCUCCAUCAGCAAGCGGCAGUGGAAGUUCCUCCUACGGGACUGGCGAUUCGAGAUCCAGAGAUAUUUGGAGGAACACGAGGUGCACGAGGCGGUUCGCUCGCGCUGUUGAGCUGCUGGCGAUUCUCUGAGCUGCCUGUAGCAUUGGGGUCGCUGCAGGUAGCUCCCCACAGAUGAACUCGGCAGUCCAAUCGCGCGGAGGGUUCCUCUCCGUGCUGGGAACACGUGCGAGCCCGGCUCCAGGCGGAGGGUUGAGGGAUUUGGUCAGUCGGGA
This is a messenger RNA of Durusdinium trenchii, 994 nucleotides long. Lineage: Eukaryota; Dinophyceae; Suessiales; Symbiodiniaceae. The record is from the annotation of a GenBank genome assembly.